Molecule: messenger RNA, 1104 nt
Organism: Kogia breviceps (pygmy sperm whale)
Lineage: Eukaryota; Metazoa; Chordata; Mammalia; Artiodactyla; Physeteridae
Gene: SELL
Product: selectin L
Biological process (GO): cell adhesion; leukocyte migration
Cellular component (GO): membrane
Source: RefSeq, a predicted model, not a curated record
GGACAUAGCAAAGCCAUGAUAUUUCCAUGGAAAUGUCAGAGUACUCAGAGGGUCUUAUGGAAUGUUUUUGAGCUGUGGGCCUGGACUGUGCUCUGUUGUGAUUUCUUCGCACAUCAUGGAACCGAUUGCUGGACUUACCAUUAUUCGAAAAGACCCAUGACCUGGGAAAAGUCUAGAAUGUUCUGCAGAAAAAAUUACACGGAUUUAGUUGCCAUACAAAACAAGGGGGAGAUUGAGUACCUGAACAAGACGCUUCCCUUCAGUCCUAAAUACUACUGGAUAGGAAUCCGGAAGGUAGGAGGGGCAUGGACUUGGGUAGGGACCAACAAAUCUCUCACCGAAGAAGCGGAGAACUGGGGCGAUGGGGAGCCCAACAACAAGAAGAGUAAAGAAGACUGUGUGGAGAUCUACAUCAAGAGGGAAAAGGACGCAGGGAAAUGGAAUGACGAUGCCUGCCACAAAGCAAAGACAGCCCUCUGCUACACAGCUUCUUGUCAACCCUGGUCAUGCAGCGGCCAUGGACAAUGUAUGGAAAUCAUCAAUAAUUACACCUGCAACUGUGAUUUGGGGUACUACGGGCCCCAGUGUCAGUUCGUGACUCAGUGUGAGCCUUUGGAGGCCCCAGAGCUGGGUACCAUGGCCUGUAUUCACCCUUUGGGAAACUUCAGCUUCACAUCACAGUGUGCCUUCACCUGCUUUGAGGGAACAGACAUAGUUGGGAUUGAAGAAACCAUUUGUGGACCAUUUGGAAACUGGUCAUCUCCAAAGCCAACAUGUCGAGUGAUUCAGUGUGAGCCUCUAACAGCACCUGAUCUUGGAACCAUGGACUGUAGUCACCCCCUGGUCGACUUCGGCUUUACCUCCAUGUGUACCUUCAGUUGCUCAGAAGGAGCUGAGUUAAUUGGGGAAAAGAAAACUGUUUGUGGAUCAUCUGGAAAUUGGUCCAGCCCUAGUCCAAUAUGUCAAAAAGUGGACAGGAAUUUCUCAAUAAUCAAGGAGAGUGACUAUAACCCCCUCUUCAUUCCGGUGGCAGUCAUGGUUACCACAUUCUCUGGGUUGGCAUUUAUCAUUUGGCUGGCAAGGAGAUUGAAAAAAGGUAUGUGA